CUCCCACCUUCCCCUAAAACAUCGGACAGCCACACAGUCAUGUCCAACCUGUCCCUUUCAGAUUCAGAGCUUUCGUCGCUCUCCUCAGCACCUCCGUCUGAUGAGGAGACGGGAUCCAUGGCCGUGGAUGAGCCAGUGGGCAUCACCAAGUACUUCAAGAAGGAGUCCGAGUCUCCGCCGCCGAAACGGGAGCCCUCACCACCUCACGAAUAUGUUCUAGCAGACAACCCUGAUAUUGCAUUCAUUGUAAUGUUCCGCGCGCGUUUCCAUGAUGUAUUUCCGCGGUCGACACCACACUUUGGUCCACAGGAUAUCGAAAGAGGCGUCGCCGACAGCACCCCCGGCGAUCAUAUUGAACGGUUACUCUGUGCAUUGCUAGGCUUGGUAUUGAACAGGAAGAAAGACGUGGAUCGCAAUCACUACACUCGUCCUCUUGAGGAGGCGAUUCAAACUCAUGCCUCUCAAUGGCCUAGGGCUUGGCAAGGCAAGAACCCACUUCACGGGGGCAACACCUUCACAACCAUGAAACCAGAAGAACGCUUGCACCUCCUCAAAUCGCUGAUCGUAUGGUCCCUGUCCUCCUCCGAUGCCGUUCAAGCCAAGAUAAAAGAGUCCUACAAGCAAGCGCGUCAUGAGGAUGAUCUCAAUCAGCCACUCUCCGUUCAACCGUGGGGUCGCGACGGCCUGAAACGUCGAUACUGGCUUAUUGAGGGGUUAGAUGACACGCACUUUAGACUGUAUCGCGAGAGCAACCCGGCAUUGAAAACCAAUACUUGGUGGAGCGUGGCGGGAAGCAUCCCGGAGCUGAAGGUCAUCGCGGACAAACUUGACGAAGAGAGGAGCAUUCAUUCCAAGAAGUUGAGCGAGAGGAUCCGAAACUCAAUCCCUCGGUUCGAAGGAUCAGAGGAGAAACGCAAACGUCGCGACUAUCGGAUUGCCCGGAAGGCGCAAUUCGCUCGCCCAGAACCGGGUUUCUCCCUUUAUGAAGGCCGUACUCGUGGGAAGAAGUUGAAGUACACCUAUUCCGACGACGAAGACAUCUUCUCCGACGGCCUCCCAUCGACGCGACGUUCGACCCGCAAUACCUCUGGGGUCUCUACUCCUGUGGAUCCGGCGGGUCCACGUUACACAGCCAGCGGCCGACAAAUACGAUCUCGAGCAGGCGGUCUUUACGGCGAGUCCUUGCUCGCUGGACAACGUGACGACGGCCCAGCCGACGACGAGGGCAGGCCCACGAGAUCGAGGGCCAACCGGGCCAAUGGCUAUACUGACUACGAUAUGGAUGAUGAGAUGGGUGAAGGCUCGGAUGGGGCGCAAUCGAGCGGCAAUGAAUGGCAAGGCGGCGAGGAGGAAGAGGACAAUGAUUUCGAAGGCGAUGACGAAGAGGAAGCGAGUGGCGACGAGGAGGUUGUGAACGGUGAGCCACCCAGCCUGGUGGUGCAGCUCAGAUAUAACAAGGACAAAGGAAAGGAGACAAGCGGCUCGAAUGAGGUGCGAUCAGAGGAACAGCCUGGAAUCACGCAUGAAGGCGUGACUGAAUUGUCCGGCAAACCCGAGGACUUGCCGCAAGAGCAGCCACUGCCCCAAGACGCUAAGCAGGAGGAUACGAAGUCUGAGCCUCGCCCUGAAGCAGAAGCUAAGGUCGCUACGACCAGUCCGUCUGCUGCCCCUGCGCAUCCCAGCACUGGGACCCACACCAACACUCUUGCGCCUGAGGCCUCAGUCCAAGACACGAGGUGAACUAUUCAAAUCAACAGCACCUUCAAUGAUAAGAGAGUUAUCCAGUGGCUCUUGUAGCGGCUAUCGUAGCGGCUAUCGUGGCGGCUAUUGUUAGCACAUAACCAUUUAUCCUCCCAUUGACAACAUUAUUUGUGAAAGCGUUUCCUUUGGUCUACUUUCAACUGUACGAGACCAAACACGGGAUCUAUCUUAUUGUUCGGCGUUUCUGAAGAGAUAUGGAAGGCGGUCGUCUAUUGGGGUAAUAGCAUUGUCAAUAUGAGUGAUACGGGCGGACGAAGAUCUUACACUAUCUAUAAGAUUAUUCCUACCAG
This is a messenger RNA of Aspergillus saccharolyticus JOP 1030-1, 2051 nucleotides long. RefSeq lists its product as uncharacterized. The transcript is spliced from 5 exons. The record is from RefSeq and is a predicted model, not a curated record. The coding region runs from base 40 to 1740 and encodes 566 amino acids. NCBI's taxonomy places the organism in Eukaryota, Fungi, Ascomycota, Eurotiomycetes, Eurotiales, Aspergillaceae.